AGCUUCUUGUAUCAGAAGCAACAAUUCAGCGUGUCGGAUCACGGCGUGUUGCGCGUUGUGGCGAACAGCGGUCCUGUUUCCAACGCCAUUUAUGCAUCUAACUUGUGGACCGUCCAGCGGUCAAGCUGGCUUGAUUGGCGCGACAACAACGUGGGAGUGGGUGCAAUGUUCCGUUACUCCCCAUUAUUUGCUAUGAGCAUUGACAGCAGCAGUGUGGUGACGCUGACGGGCUGCAAGAUGGGCUCGACGGGGUUUUCGGAGUCUCUGCUAUCGCAGUCUGACGCCGGCUACCGGCUUGUUGCUGGGUGCCUGACGGUCGCGGGACGGGAGGUGACGACGGCGGCUGAAUUGGAGCUCCAUGGCAUCAAUAACGUGACGACGGUUGCCGCGUGCGGGGAGUGCACGAAGGACGGCGACUGCUUUGCCCCGCUGACGACGGCGGUCAUUGGCUGCAAGUGCCAGUGCGCUGCUGGAGGGCACGGCGAUGUGUGCGUCCCGGCGCCUGUGCCUGUUGGCCCGCCGCCACCGCCACCGCCGCCACUGCGGCCCACGCUGCCACCACCGUCUGUUGGUGAGUGCAUCGGCGACAUGGUGUACCCCGAGGUUGCACAGUCUUUGGGUGGCGGGCUGUCGUGGCUGUGCUACCGCAACGUGACGUUCAGCGGGGGCGGCAUGAGCCUGACGGUGCUGAUUGGGGCGAUGACGGGCGACGUGGUGAAUGUCAUGUUCGAUGGAUGCACGUGGAGGGACGGCGCUGUGCUGUUGCUGUUGGGCAACGCUUAUGCCGCUGUGGGGUCGUUGAACAUUGUCGUCACCGGCAACACGUUUCGUGACGCGCUGCUCAGUCCGGAGGGUGUGUUUCCACCGCGCACGAACAUCACGAUCAGCGGGAACCGCUUUUCGGUCACGAGGCUGAUCCCUCGGUCGGGAUUGGGCCUUAGGAAGCCGUCGUGUGUUGUGAUGAAUGAGCUGGCGAUCAGCAAUGACUCCGCGGUGGUUCUGAGCGGCAAUGUGUUUCAGACCGUGACGGCAUUGUCAAGCGCCAUUUACGUCGUUGAAUCUUCUCUGAGGGUGUCGUGGCGCUCCCUUUUUGCGGUGGUAGGCAACACGUUUCAUAUGGCUGGCGGUGACGGUACGCUGAUAUAUCUUGAAGGGUCUGGCCAAUCCUCAUCGCUGAAGGUGCUGAACAACUCUGCCGUGGUGAUCCGAGGCAAUCUUGUUUCGAGGUCGGUGAGGUACAUUUUAUUACUAAUUUUGGCAUUACGUGUGGAGUCUCUGUCGGCAGUUGUGUUUCAGGGCAACGACAUGCAGGGAAGCUCGGUUGUGUUUAUCUCAAGCGAAUCCUCCAACAUUUACUACGACUCUUGGCUGCAGUUGAGCGACAACCUCUGCCGCGUGUCCCCAUCGGAUGCGUUUGCUUUUUUUAACCCCACGGUGAGUCUCCGCGAUUCCACGGUGACUGUGUCCGGCAACCAAUUCAUGUCCAGCACGGGCACGCCGAAAGUGCUGCGGAUAUUCUCAGGGUCAACCGAUCUUACAAACGGAGCGAUUGUGGCCGCGUGCAACACUGUGAACGGCGUUGAGGAAGCGAACUACAUUAUUCCGUCCGCGUACAAUGCCACCAUUCUGACCUGCAGCGACCCAUGCACUAUUGCGACGUCGUGCUUCCCUGCGUACACGACGACGGCCUCGAGUGAUGGCUGCGCCUGCAGGUGCGCGGAGGGAGGCCACGGCGAUGCGUGCCUGCCCGUCGCUGUCCCCGAGCCACCGAGCACCGACGGCGCCGACCUUUGCGUGCGCGACGUGCGUGUGAAUGUGGAGGUGAACGUCAGUUUCGGGACGUCGGUGGUGUGCUACGUUGGUGCGACCUUUGCGGCGGACGUCGUGGUGGACGUGGAGUCGAUGUCAGGGAGCGUGCGCAACGUGACGCUGGCAAACUGCACGUUUGUGGGCGGAGCGAGCCUGUACGUUGUUGGGUGGCGGCCCGACCCGCCUGCUGGAGAGCGCGCCGAUGUGUUGAUCAGCGGGCUUGAGUCGCGCUCUGGCGGCGGUGUGUUGGUGGCGAACCGAUUUCCGCCGGGCUCGCGCGUCACUGUGGUGGACUCGGUGCUGGUUGCA
Trypanosoma cruzi is the source of this 2118-nucleotide messenger RNA. RefSeq names its product dispersed gene family protein 1 (DGF-1), putative. The transcript has a single exon. NCBI's taxonomy places the organism in Eukaryota, Euglenozoa, Kinetoplastea, Trypanosomatida, Trypanosomatidae. The record is from RefSeq and is a predicted model, not a curated record. The annotation marks the transcript as partial.